UGUACCACAUUGAUAUUGUUAUAAAAGUUACGGUAUACGUCUCAGAGUACCGUAUUGAAAGUACCCUGAUCUUUUAUUACCACUAAGCAGCAUAUAAACGACUUACUUACCAUGGACAAUACCAAUUCUGAGAUUCUCCAUACGAUGAUGGAUUGUAGUCGACAUACAGAGCAGGCCAUCUUGAUUUACGUUAGAAGAACGACAGAGCAACAAAACUCUUGCCCUUACAAGUUUAUCAAAUGCCAAUCUUUGUUUUUGAACAACUUCUCGUCUUUGACUGAGUAUAAGGUGAACAAGUAUCUUGGUGAGAACAAAGAGAGUUGCUCAUUUGAGCCUGGUGAAUUUAUUGAUACAAAGAAGACACUUUAAUGUUCAGUAUUUCUAUUCAUAUGAGCCAUUGAUGAAAGACGUGCUCAUCUGAACAGUAAAUGGAAAUGUUUCUCAUAUCAUCUGCCUAUCUAUAUAACGGACCACGACUCCAUGAUAUACCAAAUUCCGUUAAUUUCGACUUACAGAUGAUCAUGAUGUCUCACAGCCACAAGCUCUCAAGCCUAAAAUUCAACACGCUCAAGGUCUCUCUCUGCGACAAGUUUCGCUCACUGUUCGGAGACAAGAAUGUGACCUUUGGUCCUGAUCUCCCAGACUCUUACCCCCUCUGCAUCACUCAUGAUCUUGUCAGGUCUGCUAUGAACGUCAUCGCCGACAGGAAUAUUCCAUGGCCUAUUGAUCCCGAAUACCGUGUUGAGAUGGUCAUGGUCAAGGUUCCACUCAACUUCUGUCCCCAAAAAAUGAUUAAGGCAAUGCCUCUUGAUCGCACUGGAAGAUAUUCCUAUGCUGCUGCUAUUGCUAAGGCAAGGUUCCGACGAACCCCAGAGCACCCUGGUGGUGAGCUCGUUGCGCUCGCCAUGGCGGACUGGAAUGAGAUGGCUGUGGGCUUCAGCCUAGAGCCUAGAGAGCAUGUCUCUGUUGUCCCCCUAAUUGAUCGUACACAUAAGAAUGAGGGAACUAAUUAG
Messenger RNA from Fusarium verticillioides 7600, 1013 nucleotides. RefSeq lists its product as hypothetical. The transcript has a single exon. Lineage: Eukaryota; Fungi; Ascomycota; Sordariomycetes; Hypocreales; Nectriaceae. The coding region runs from base 429 to 1013 and encodes 194 amino acids. The record is from RefSeq and is a predicted model, not a curated record.